Messenger RNA from Cuculus canorus (common cuckoo), 6254 nucleotides. RefSeq names its product bromo adjacent homology domain containing 1 (gene BAHD1). Bases 347 to 2830 code for a protein of 827 amino acids. NCBI's taxonomy places the organism in Eukaryota, Metazoa, Chordata, Aves, Cuculiformes, Cuculidae. The transcript is spliced from 7 exons. Gene Ontology annotation, molecular function: chromatin binding. The record is from RefSeq and is a predicted model, not a curated record.
GGAAGCAGGAAGGGAGGACGGCGGGGCUGGCGGCUCGCGGCGACUUCGCGGCGGCGGCGGCGCCUCCUCCUCCUCCGUCCGUCCGUCCCUCCCUCCGUGCCGGUGCCCUCCCCGCUCCGCGGGGCCUCUGCUGCGCCGCCCGCCCGGGCCGCGCCGGAUCGCGACGCCCUGCGGCGGGCGGCGGCGGGGCGGGAGCUUCAUCCCCAUCCCGCGAGGAGGAGGAGGAGGCGGCGCUGACGCAGCAGCGUGGAGCCCGGGCGGCCCCGGGAAGAGCCUCCCGUCCUUGGGUCUCGGCCCGUUCGGCCGCCCGCGGGGACAGCGGCGACACGGAUUGGACGUUGAUCCUAUGACGCAUGCCCGGAAGAAACAACUUUUCCUUCUGAAGCACCCAGCUGGUUCUGCUGGCCGAACGUCAUCACCAGCGGGCAGCAGGAGGAUGGACAGGACCGAGUGUGGCGAGCAGAGAGACGGAGGUGCCGCCAAGGCUCCCAGCGGGUUUGUAGGGACGAACAAAAGCAAGGCUUUGCGUGAGGUGCGAAAGACCUACCCGCUGCGGAGACGCCUGCUCCCCUCGGUAAACAAGAAGACCUGCAAAGUGCUCCUCACCAGGCUGGAGGAUGUGGCUGGGUCCCUGUCGAAACAAACCCCGAGCUGUAAAAAGAAGGAUCUUCCCAGUUGGAUGGAGGGUUUGGGACCUGCUUUGUUCUCCGAGCAAGCGGGAGCAGGGAAGAGCGAUUCAGCUGGGGAGAAGCACACAAUAGCUUAUCCAGGGACAGAGCAAGACCUUGAUAGCGCUCCUUCAGAGCCAAGGAAGCGCAGGCUGGCCUCGCUCAAUGCAGAGGCGGUCAACAACCUCCUUUUUGAACGGGAUGAUGGCUUAUUAUCCGGCCGGCGUUGUCGGAGAGACUCUGUUAAAACCGAUGGGGAAUGCACCGUUAAGAGCCUGCAUUGCAAAGCUGGUGACAACUGGCCUGCGCUGGAAAAAACAGCGGUGAAAGCAGGGAAAGGGAAGAAACCACCUGAGCCCAGUCAGAAAUGCAAUAGCUGUGACCAUGCGCUGGAUGAGGUCUUUGAUGAUGGGACUAAGAGGGAGGAUGGGGCCAUCUCUUACCACCCCACCCCAAAGAGACUGGCCAGCCUGAAUGCCGUGGCCUUUCUGAAGCUGACCCAUGAGAAAGACCAACCCGUGAAGCAGAGGAGUAAAUCGGACGGAGAGGGCAAGUCCGAGAACCACUGUUCGAAAUCCACGCUCAAAUGGGCCAAAGCCAGUAGGAAGAAUUGCGUCAAAGCCAAGAAGGAGAUGGCCAGCUUGAAAAUGGAAGGUCAGCGCGACUGGCGAGGGCUUCCUCUAGGGAAAGGCGAGCAGCGGGACUCCUCUCGGCUCUACGGGGCGGUGGAACCCGUCCCCUAUGAGUCUCUGUCUAGCUCCUACGCCAGCACGGAGGGUUUCUACCACAGACUGCCUUUGCUGAUGGGUGGGCAAGCUUCCAUGAAGCCUGAAUAUGGAAGACCUGGAGAGAAAUCCCCGACCCCCAAGCAGGAAUUUCAUCAGCCUUCCUUUCCCGUGCAGCAAUUCCCUCCUUUGCCUGUGCCGGGCAAUCACACGGAUUGUGGAUGUCUCUAUGAAUCCUCGGAUCUGACUCCCUUGAACGGGUUUUACCUUUAUUAUGGCCAAAGUGGAUACCGUGGCUACUCUCCCUGCUCCGUUUACCCCAAGGAUGAGCUGUCGCAGGCGGCUACCUGCGAGGGCCUCUUGGUCUCGCCCAGUUCUUUGCCAUCGGGUGCUCCUUUCCAGCCGCUCCACUGGUGUAACUCUCCGUACUGUUGUGGAGAAGGAACGGCGGUGAACAGUUACAGCGUCUGCAGCAUCGUACACGUGCCGGAGGGCAGGAUUAGCAGCGUGCACGCAGGACGGAACGGCUACCCCUACAAAAUGCCUUUUGCAGCAGAAGGCUGCAAGUCCCUGGACCAGCUGAACCUCACGAUCCCCGUGGCCGGGCACCCCGCGUCGCCUGCCCACCCGCUCUCAGGAUGCCCCGUACCCAGCGUGCCACCAGCUGCAGAACCCGUUCCUCACCUGCAGACCCCCAACUCUGACCCGCAGACUAUGGCCCGGGAAUGUCCACAAAGCUCCAAGCCUCCCAGCGGCUCCAAAUCGGGUCUCCGGAAUACCACGGGCUGUCUCCACGCCUCCGACAGCAAAGCAACGGGAGGUCAUUCCCACCCAAAGCAGCAACGCAUUAGCAGGAGGAGAGCUACCAAUGGCUGGAUUCCGGUCGGCACGGCCUGCGAGAAGGCUGUCUAUGUUGUGAACGAACCGGAGCCAGCUGUUCGCAAGAGCUACCAGGCUGUGGAGAGAGACGGGGAGAUCAUCCGGGUGCGAGACACCGUCCUCUUGAAAUCUGGACCCCGGAAGAAGUCUAUGCCAUACGUUGCGAAGAUAUCGGCGCUGUGGGAAGACCCCAAAACAGGGGAGCUGAUGAUGAGCCUGCUGUGGUACUACAGACCCGAGCACACGCAGGGCGGCCGCAACCCCAGUAUGCACCAGAAUGAGAUCUUUGCAUCCCGGCAUCAGGACGAGAACAGCGUGGCCUGCAUCGAGGAGAAGUGCUACGUGCUGACCUUUGCAGAGUACUGCAGAUUUUGUGCCUUGGCAAAGCGUCGCGUCGAAGGGAUCCCAGGCAGGAAAACCAUCAUGGUUCCUCCGUCAGAAGAGUACUCCACACCUCUGCACCGCAAGGUGCCCGAGGACACUGACCCCGAGCUGGUUUUCCUCUGUCGUCACGUCUACGACUUCCGACACGGGCGCAUCCUGAAGAACCCACAGUAGCACCGCUUCGCAGUCGGACGAGUGGCAACAGAGGAGCCGGUGGUCUGGGACAUCCCUGCACUCGCCACCAUUUCACCUUGUGCUGCUGGCAGGUGAGAGCGCCCAGCGCUCGUUCCUCGGACUGCGAAGUGGAUCCCUGCGGAGCAAGGCAGCGGUUGAAAGCACAGCACUUCGUUAAAUGCAUAAAUGAAAAUAUAUACGUAUAAAAUAAAUAUAUGUAUAUAGAUAUAGGUACGUGCAUAUGUAAAUCUAUAUCUAUAUAUGUAUCUAGAGAUGCAUCUAUGGGGAGGGGAUCGCGGGGAUAAAAGCCAGUAAACUGAAUCCAGAGCCAUCGUUGGUGGGAAUGGUGGGAAGGCGCAGGAGGGGUGCGUUGGGAUGUGUCAAGCUAUGACCGUUCUGUGGUUUCCGUGCCCUGAUGUGAAGGGUGAGGCUCGAGCCCAGUUCCUUGGCAGAGCCUCCUUGAUCCCAUGGGACAGACUGGGAGGAUUCCCGGGAGUCAGAGCUUCUCUGAAAUACAGCUGUGGCUUUGGGAGCUGCCUGGAUGCGGAGUGGCCUUGUAUUGCGCUUGAAUAGGCUUUGCUCCACCAGGAGAAGAGGUGAUCCCGGUUUUCCCUCACCCUCCUCUUCCCCUCUCCUGCUUUCUGCUUUUCACUGCCUGGACUUGGGCUUGGAAAUUCUCUCCAUCGCAGAGCAGAGCAGGAGCCGGCAGGAUCGUAGGCGUCGCACCCAGUGCCGUGUUAGGAAGAGCUGUGCCCCGGCGCAGGUGCCCUGACCUCGCCACGAAGGAUCUCGUGCCCCAGGAGGCCCCGUGCCCGUGGGCACACGUCGCUGUGAAGCGGAUAGCGCACGGAGGGGGCUUUGCGGGCGAGGACAGUGUUCUCUCCUCUGUUCCGAGUGUUGCUCUUCCUCCAAUGGCUUAGGGGGCUGCAGAGAUAGAAGUGGGUUUACUCUUUCUUCCCGGUUUGUUUUCCUGUGGCAUUGUUCACCGCCCCUCAAACCCAGACGUCUUCAGUGGAAAGAGGCAGGAGGGUGAAAUGGCAAACACUUUCUUGAGUGCUUGGGGCUUUUUUCAGUCCCCCCUCCCCAUAUGUGAGCGUCCUGGCGUGGGCGGACCUUGAAGCCAUCAGCGAUGCUGUCCCAGCCUCAUCCCGACCUCAGAGCCAGCUCGCCAAAGUGGCUUUGUGGCUCCUGAAAGGGAGUGAGUGUUGGGAAAGGUUCGUGUCGACCGAUGCGACUCGAGCCCCACAGAUAUUGUUGCCUCUUGCCUUAUGUGUGUAGAUCCUAGACAGAUGCUCGUUUAUCUUCACGCAAGCCAAGUUCGCUCCAAAGCAAACCAAAGGCCAGCGUAACAUCCACUGGGUCGCUCGCACCGAGCUGGGAAUCCGUUCCUAGAUUGCACUGACGGCAAGAAGAACCGGCAUCAUCUCAGCCCACGUUCCUGCUGGCUGAAGUUGCUCAUUGAAACGAGGGAUCUGUGUUUUUCCAGUCUUUUGGGGCUUCGGAACUCGUGUUCAGUGGUAGAAGUAUUCAUCCUGCUUUAAUGUUGUCCUGUCAGUGGAAGCAGCGUGACCUGUUGUUGCGGUGGGACUGGAGGGCUUGUUGGCUUGCUCCGACGGCGGCGUGGUGGGACCAGAGGGCUUUCUCCAACGAGAGAAAACACCACAGCAUCAAAUCUGUGACGCAGAAACAGUUCCUGCAGUUCUCCAGAGCUUCGCUCUCCAUACCAAAGAGGAGAACGUGUCUACAAGACAACUGGAGAGGAGCACCACCACCACGGGCAAACAGGGCACAUGUCUCCGGACGAUUCCUGCUUGGUGUUGCAGAGGAUGUUGGAAAAGCCCUGUUUAUUCCUGCCUGCGUAGCCCAGGGGAGGACACCCAGCUCCAGGAGGUCUGAUCCCAGGUGUGCGCGUGGGAAUUAGCAGGUGAAGCGUUUGAUCUCAUUUAUACCUCAAGCUCCUGUUUGUGUCAAAGCGAUUACUCCGAUUUCUCCUUAACCGUUAGCUCGGGCACUGGAGUCUCUUGGAAUGACACGGUUGGGCUGCCGGUGCGGUGGUGCUGUAGCAGGAUGGGAGUCGGGAGCGUUUCGGUGCUCUCCGUGGAAGUAUCGGAGAGAGCGGUCGCUGCUGAUGGGAGGGACCAUCAGUGGCUCCGCUCCUGAGCAGAGGGGAGGAGGGUGCGGGAGAAGCGGGGCUGAUCCUUCCCAUGGUGAAAGAGGGGAUUUGGGAUCAGAGCUGCUCCUGCCCAUGGUGAAAGAGGGGAUUUGGGAUCAGAGCUGCUCCUGCCCAUGGUGAAAGAGGGGAUUUGGGAUCAGAGCUGCUCCUGCCUAUGGUGAAAGAGGAGAUUUGGGAUCAGAGCUGCUCCUGCCUAUGGUGAAAGAGGAGAUUUGGGAUCACAGCUGCUCCUGCCCAUGGUGAAAGAGGGGAUUUGGGAUCAGAGCUGCUCCUGCCUAUGGUGAAAGAGGAGAUUUGGGAUCAGAGCUGCUCCUGCCCAUGGUGAAAGAGGGGAUUUGGGAUCAGAGCUGCUCCUGCCCAUGGUGAAAGAGGGGAUUUGGGAUCAGAGCUGCUCCUGCUCACUGCAAAAGGAGGUAGGAGAAGUGGGGCUGCUUCUGCUCGUGGCAAAAGGAGGACUGGAGAAGCAGAGCCGCUCUUGCUUUUGGCAAAAGAGGGGAUUGGGAAGCGGGGUGGCUCCUGACCAUGGCAAAAGAGGGGAUUGGGCCUGCGUGGCCGGGGCAGAGCAGCUGGAGGGAGGGGAUCAGAGCAACCCGCAGUGGGGUGAAGGUGACGGGCAGCCCUUGGUGCCCACCCCUGAGGCCCCCAAGCCACCUGCAGCCACCAUCCUCCUGCAGAAGUGCCACCAGACGCAGGAUGCUUGAAGAGCAUCACUGCAGAGUCAGGGAAGGGUACGGAACCCAGCCUUGGAAACCACAGGAACACGCCGAACCCCCUCCCUCUGACCCCUGUCCCCUCGCUCCCACCUUUGUCCUGGCUCCUCUCCAGAGAGGAGCGACGUCGGACUGGGUGCGGAAUGGCCCCUGUCUGGAAAGGACAAAUCCUGCCCCUUCUCCUGGUAGGACCUGCUUCAGGCCAAGACCGUUGUUAAGAUCCAUGUGGUUGCGGAUGCUGUUGUGCAGACAGCAUGUAAAUGAAUGGAAAUGUCUUAUCCAUAAGGAGAAUAUUUCAUGCUUUUUUAAUCUAUUAGAUAUGGAAAUAUUUUUUGAAACUGAAAAAAAAAUGCAGCCGGUAGAAUUUAAAUUGAGACGUUAAGACAUGUAAAAUAUAUUUUAGUUGAUAAUUUUUGUAAAAAUGCACUUUUUUUGUGUCUCUUCCCUGGUUUCCCAGAUCUGUAUUUCAGUGUUUACAGAUGGAAUGAGAACAUUCCCGAUGCCCUCCUCCUGUGAGAAAGAGAUAUUAGAAGUAAUUCUU